AAGUGGCGGGAUACAAAUUUCCCGCGGAUUGCACCGCGGUAGGCCCGAAAAAGGAGCGGACCGGAAGUGCUGGUUGUCAUAGCUACCGGUGUGGCCGGCCUCUUCCCCAUCUUAUCCUAUUCUCAAUACUCUUGCUCUACUUUUCCAAGCCAAGAAGCAUAAGACGAGGAAGUGCUUAUGCACAGGGCUCACACAAAUACAAACAGAAAUGACAACGACUGCGUUGUCCAAUGGAUUUGGGAGAGGACCAGACCGGAAAUGGCAGUUUCCAUGGUAACUCCUGAACGGGUUGCCUCGGAGAUGACCCUUUUCUGUCUCUGAGCCUCCGCUGUAGCGUCACCUCGAAGACAGAUCUUGCAGAUUCUGAAUUGUCUCCUGCCAUGAUUCCUGGGAAAUACCGCUCUGUUUCUGGCCGGGCUGCGAACAACGUGAACUGUGGACUUCAUCUGGUGAUUCAGACAUCUUCACUUCCUGAAAAAAACAAGGUUGAAUUAAGGCUAAAUAAAGAAACUUCAUCAUUUCCUGGUCGACUCCUGCAACAUGACCUUGAAAGAAACUACUCAAGUAGGCAAGGUGAUCAUAUUAAUUUGGUGAGCUCAUCCAUGCCAUCAUUUCCCAUUCUCCAACGUUCUUCUGAAGAGAAAAUUCUUUACUCAGACAGGUUGACCCUAGAAAGGCAAAAGCUGACAGUAUGUCCUAUUAUCGAUGGGGAAGAGCACCUUCGUUUGUUGAACUUUCAGCACAAUUUUAUAACUCGGAUCCAAAAUAUUUCUAACCUGCAGAGGCUAAUAUUCUUGGAUUUAUAUGAUAACCAAAUUGAAGAAAUCAGUGGGCUUUCUACUCUGAGAUCCCUCCGUGUCCUUCUUUUGGGGAAGAACAGAAUUAGAAAAAUCUCAAAUCUGGAGAGUUUGAAAAACUUAGAUGUCUUGGAUCUUCAUGGAAAUCAGAUCACCAAAAUUGAAAAUGUCAAUCAUCUGUGUGAUUUGAGAGUUUUAAACCUUGCCAGAAACCUUUUAAGUCAUGUUGAUAAUCUUAAUGGACUGGAUUCGUUGACUGAACUUAAUCUGAGACAUAAUCAGAUCACUUUUGUGAGAGAUGUGGAUAAUUUGCCCAGCCUUCAACGUUUGUUUCUCAGCUUUAACAAUAUAUGUAGUUUUGAUAGUGUUGCCUGCCUUGCUGACUCCACUUCCCUCUCAGACAUCACUUUUGAUGGCAAUCCAAUAGCUCAAGAGUCAUGGUACAAACACACUAUCCUUCAGAAUAUGAUGCAGCUGCGACAGCUAGAUAUGAAGAGAAUCACGGAAGAAGAAAGACGUAUGGCAUCUGUUGUAGCCAAAAAAGAGGAAGAAAGGAAGCGAGAAAAUCAGAAACAAUCGUUGCUGAAGGAGAAGAAACGAUUAACAAUUAACAACAUAGCUCGAAAAUGGGAUUUGCAACAAAAUCGAGUAGCUAAUGUUGCUACAAAUCAAGAUAGAAAAGAUUCUGACUCCCCUUCUCAGGACUCCGUUCAGAUCGAUGGAAGCACCAUUUCUGCAUUUCCAGAGGAGACAGGGUCUGUGGACUCAGGGCUCCUUAGCGCUUUACAAGGUUUAUCUGUCACAGACACACACCUUGUGGAGGUUGAUGGAGAUACCCUCUCCCUGUAUGGAUCAGGAGCACUGGAAUGUCUGGAUCGGAACUGGAGCGCUCAGACAGCGGGAAUGAUCACAACCGUCUCCUUCACUUUUAUAGAAUUUGAUGAAAUUGUCCAAGUGCUUCCCAAAUUGAAGAUGAAGUUUCCUAAUUCUCUGCACCUUAAAUUCAAGGAAACUAAUCUUGUCAUGCUGCAGCAAUUUAAUGCAUUAGCACAGCUCCGUCGUGUUGACCAGUUGACAAUCGAUCCUCAAGGAAAUCCAGUUGUCAAUUUUAUGCUCUGGAAAUACUAUGUACUAUUUCGGCUGAGCCAUUUUAGCAUGCAGAAAAUAAAUGGAACAGAGGUGACACAGAACGAUAUGAUAAUGGCUGAAAGGCUUUUUGGAAUCCUAGCACACGUGGCAUCUUCUGAGUUACCCCAGUACCGUAUGAUUUCAAUUCUGGGUGAUGCCAGGAAGAAGCAAAUUCGGUAUCUUUUAGAAACCAAAGGGAAAAAACCAGGCAUUAUCAUUGAAGAAAAUAAUGAUAGUAAAAGACUUGUGGGAGAAAACACAAAUCGUGCUACAUUGAAUUAUACCACAAGAGACUUUUAUAAUGAAAAACUGGAGGAAAUAAAGGAAAAAAAGAAAUUCUGCCAGAUGUAUGUAGAUGAACUGGUGAAGGAAGCCACAGAAAUCAACAUGAAGAACGAGGCUUUGCAAAGGCUCUGGCCACAGAUGUUUAUCGAGCUUGUUCGGGACGCAGUCAUAGAAAUCCGCAAUAAGAAUUCCUACAUGAAGCUCUGUCUGCAGCAGAUAACCGACCAAAAAUAGAAAUGGCUUCUA
Elephantulus edwardii (Cape elephant shrew) is the source of this 2456-nucleotide messenger RNA. RefSeq names its product leucine rich repeat containing 49 (gene LRRC49). Gene Ontology annotation, molecular function: protein binding. The transcript is spliced from 16 exons. The record is from RefSeq and is a predicted model, not a curated record. Lineage: Eukaryota; Metazoa; Chordata; Mammalia; Macroscelidea; Macroscelididae. Bases 381 to 2444 code for a protein of 687 amino acids.